GCAACAUUUCUACGGGUCGCUGAUGAAUGUGAGAUUCUUCAUCGUUCAAAUUUAGACGUCAUCUGUAAUGAUCUCACUCGUGUGGUCAUUAAAGAUGGUAAAGGUUCCGAUUAUAUCCAUGCUAAUUACGUGAGAGGGCAAUGUCUGGUCAACACUUUCAUCUGCACACAAGGCCCAAUCCUGGCAACAAUUAAUGAUUUUUGGCGGAUGAUAUUAAGCGAACGUGUCUCACAUAUCAUAAUGUUGUGUGAUACGAUUGAGCAAGGAAAAAUGAAGUGUGAGCAGUAUUGGCCGAAUGAGCAGGACGAGAAGAUGGAAGUUGGAGGUAUCCUUUCUGCUUUGGAAGCUCGAAUGAACGGAACAUUAGUUCAUUUCACUGAUUUCCAAAAACUAAACUACUAA
Messenger RNA from Cooperia oncophora, 402 nucleotides. NCBI's taxonomy places the organism in Eukaryota, Metazoa, Nematoda, Chromadorea, Rhabditida, Trichostrongylidae. The record is from the annotation of a GenBank genome assembly.